ACCAAACCGAAAAUGUCCAAUAGCCAGGGUUUUCCAAAUUUAAAUUUAGAUUGUAAAAGGAAGUGUUUUAGAACAAAAAUAUUUCAUGUAUUUUUACGGUCAUUGUCAAAAACAAGAAGGAAAUGAGCGUUUCGGAAGAAGAUAGAAAGAUAACUGCGUGUGAGGUGAAAAAUAAUAUAACACGCACAAGGAAAAAUGUCCGUGCGUUUAACAAUAAAUUAACGGAUGGAAAACUUGGCGAAAAAUCCUUAUUACCCUGUAUUCUUUGCUCACAUUGCAUCAAACGUGAAUCUGCUGAACUGGAUAAAGAGAUCAUUAGAUUUGGAAACCUAUUUGAGGACAGCAGUAAUUUUCAAUACGUCAAAUGCAAUUGUCAAUCAAAGUCAGUUGGAUACCAAGACAAUGAUUUCAACAACGUCAGCUUUGAUGGGAGAAAUGUUCGCAAAUGCAUGUCGGAGACGAGGAAAGCAUUGAGGGCUUACAAUGACGAGAUAGAUGAUAGUAAAUACAAGGGUGAAGAUAUACGGCCAUGUCAGACAUGUAAGAAUGGACUCGCUGGCGAAUGCAAAGGCCUUAAAGAAGAAAUAAACAAGAUACAGAGUAAUCUUUUAAGUAAGGAAGUGGACAUCGACCAAGAGAUUUGCAACUGCCAAUAUGGAGAAAAUCCCAUAGAAAUGAGAUCAAGUAGGUCCAAAGGAAGGCAAAACACGGACCAAGGUGACAGCGGAUACAUAGGGUCAAAAGAUUUAUCGAUGUCAACGGCAGAGGAAACUGGCUAUAUUAACAUCAAUCGAGACGAUAAAGAGGCGUCUCUUAAAGGACAUUUAUAUGUAUCCCUGGAAGGUGACGGAGAGGAAGGAGGAAACAGCUCAACGGCUUGAAAUACUGUAAAAUCACAUAUUUUCGUGGGGUCAAAUAUCGGGUAUUUUUCGAGGUUUGAUACAAUCUUGUUUUGUGGGGACUUGAUUUCUAGGAUGGAUAACGUUUUAGUAGUAAUGUUAAAUUUUACGUUUCGUGGUGGUCAUAAAUUCGUUGGUCUCUCCUUACCUCCAAAACAACGAAAAUUAAACCCCCACGAAAAUUGCUGAUUUCAGAGUACAUGUACACGCUUUAAAAGCUCAAGAGUCAAAGCUAUUUAAUUGAGAAAUUGGAUUUUAAUCACAUUUCACAAGCAUAGGCUUGAAAGUAGUGAAGGAUGUUAAAAUCCUAAUUUUAACAGCACUUUGUAUAUAUAUAUAUGUAUAUAUUCUAUAUUUUAUUUUAAUAAACUGUAUUCUCAGUCA
Molecule: messenger RNA, 1283 nt
Organism: Saccostrea cuccullata (small rock oyster)
Lineage: Eukaryota; Metazoa; Mollusca; Bivalvia; Ostreida; Ostreidae
Exons: 6
Coding region: 123-881 (252 amino acids)
Source: RefSeq, a predicted model, not a curated record